Capsella rubella is the source of this 452-nucleotide messenger RNA. RefSeq lists its product as uncharacterized. NCBI's taxonomy places the organism in Eukaryota, Viridiplantae, Streptophyta, Magnoliopsida, Brassicales, Brassicaceae. The transcript is spliced from 3 exons. The record is from RefSeq and is a predicted model, not a curated record. Bases 63 to 275 code for a protein of 70 amino acids.
AGAACAUUCUCCUUUGGUACUACGGACGAGAGCGAAAAGAUCGAGAGAGAGAGAGAGAGAAGAUGAACGUUGUUCAAGGUUUGAAGAGGAUCCCUCGCAUCAAAUUCCCACAGCGACAUGUCAACCCUUCAGCUUCAGAGGGAAAGACUGAUACAUUGUUCUUCUCCAAUUUGAACGUCCCAAAGACUAUGGGCGGGAAGGCAUCAUCGCAGCCAAAGCGUACACCAGUUCCAAACGAAGAAAUGGAAGCCAUUUUGUUGGGAGGCUGCCUUUGAUCAUUCAACCUAUUGACUAGAAAUGGUGGACCUCUUCUCAUCUUUACCAUUUACAGAGAAUAUACUCUUUAGUCAAGUAACUGAUAUGGUUGAUGUUUACAACAACCAAUUACACAAUAAAACAACUUUGUUGCAGUUUUAUUAACUUCUUUAAUGAAUCAUUAUUGAUUGAGUGCA